AUGGAUCAUAAAAUUCCCCAAGUCAACUAUGUUACUGUCAACUCUGUUUUCGUCAACUCUGUUACCCUCGACUCUGUUACCGUCGACUCUGUUACAGUCAACUUUGUUACCCUCGACUCUGUUACCGUCGACUCUGUUGCAGUCAACUAUGUUACUGUCAACUCUGUUACCGUCGACUCUGUUACAGUCAACUUUGUUACCCUCGACUCUGUUACCGUCGACUCUGUUACAGUCAACUUUGUUACCCUCGACUCUGUUACCGUCGACUCUGUUGCAGUCAACUAUGUUACUGUCAACUCCGUUAUCGUCGACUCUGUUACAGUCAACUAUGUUACCAGUCGACGAGAACAGAGUCGACGAGAACAGAGUCGACGAGAACAGAGUCGACGAGAACAGAGUCGACGAGAACAGAGUCGACGAGAACAGAGUCGACGAGAACAGAGUCGACGAGAACAGAGUCGACGAGAACAGACUCCUCCUACUGUCCGCAUCGCUCAUUCGGGUCACGCGUGUAAUGUGGAGGAAGAGCGUUUCUCCGAGAGAGUUUACACCAUACGAGAAGGAGAAACACUGGAGCUCAGCUGCCUCGUCACCGGACACCCACGACCACAGAUUCGAUGGACAAAGACAGCAGGCAGUGUUUCAGACCGGUUCCAGGACUCCAGCGUCUUCAACGAGACUCUGCACAUCUCCAAGAUCCAGCGGCAUCAGGGCGGACGCUACUACUGCAAGGCGGAGAACGGCCUGGGCUCACCAGCCAUCAAGUCCAUCCGGGUUGACGUUUACUAUCUGGACGAGCCGGUAGUGACGGUCCAUCAGAGCAUCGGCGAAGCGAAAGAGCAGUUUUACUACGAGCGGACGGUGUUUCUGCGCUGCGUGGCUAACUCCAACCCGCCGGUGCGCUACAGCUGGCACAGAGGACGAGACGUGCUCUCUCAGGGCUCAGAUAAAGGUGUGGAGAUCUACGAGCCCUUCUUUACACAGGGGGAAACGAAGAUACUGAAGCUGAAGAACCUGAGACCCAAGGACUACGCAAACUACAGCUGUAUCGCCUCCGUCAGGAACAUCUGCGGCAUCGCCGACCGCAAAGUCAUCUUCAGACUGACCAAUAAAACAGCUCCUGCCUCCAUCAAGCUGCUGGUGGAGGACCCUAUCGUGGUGAACCCGGGUCAGACGGUGUCUCUGGUCUGCAUCCCCACUGGAGGAGAGCCGGCUCCGCUCCUCAGCUGGACCAGCAGCUCCGGCUCUCUGCCAGAGAAGAGUGUGUUAAAGGACGGGACGCUCACACUGCCUGCCGUCACAUCUGCAGACGCCGGCGCGUACAGCUGCAUCGCCACCAAUAAUGUGGGCAACCCGGCCAAGAAGACCACCACCAUCAUCGUCAGAGCGCUGAAGAACGGGCGUUUCUGGAUCACUCCUGACCCGUAUCACAACGACGACAACAUCCAGAUCGGGCGCGAGGUGAAGAUCUCCUGUCAGGUGGAGGCGACGCCGCCUGAGGAGCUGCAGUUCAGCUGGCUGAAGAACGGGCGGGCGCUGCGCAGCUCCGAGCGCAUGGUGAUCACACACACCGACCCCGACAUCAGCCCCGGCAACACACACCUCGACAUCAUAGACCUCAAGUUCACCGACUUCGGGACGUACACCUGUGUGGCAGCGCUGAGGGGCGGAGGAAUAGCGGAGAUCAGCAUCGACGUUAAUAUCUCGUCUACUACUGGUGAGCUUCACAAACACACUGACAUGCACACACUGUAACAGACACGCACACACAC
Messenger RNA from Danio rerio (zebrafish), 1772 nucleotides. NCBI's taxonomy places the organism in Eukaryota, Metazoa, Chordata, Actinopteri, Cypriniformes, Danionidae. The record is from RefSeq and is a predicted model, not a curated record.